AACUUUGCAGACCAGCAUGACUGAUUCAACCACUACUCGCCCUACGAUCCUUGUCAUUCACGGGGCAUGGCAUCAUCCUGAAUUUUAUGCCCCCUUCUGUAAGGCAUUGGAAGACUUGGGCUACGAAGCAGUCUGUCCUCGCCUUCUAACCUGCAACAAUGAUGUGCCCCCCACGAAGACAUUGGGGGAUGACGUGGCGCUCAUCCGAAAGACGGCACAAUCGCUCCUUGAUGAUGGGAAGACCGUCAUCGCGGUGAUGCACUCCUAUGGUGGAGUUGUUGGCACUGAUGCCCUACACGGCCUGGCGAUCAAACAUCUGGUCUACAUGACUGCUUUUAUACCCCCUAGUGGCAGCAGCCUCGCGGGGAUGUUUGGCGGCCAAUUGCCCCCUUUCAUAACAGUCGAUGAUGAGACGGAGAUUUUGACUGUCCCUGAUCCGGCGCCCUGUUUUUUCAACGACCUCCCCCCAGAGGAAGCCGCUGCAUGGGCCAAGAAGCUGGUGGUCCACCCAAAAUCUGCCCAAUUCGACCCAAUUUCACACGAGGCGUAUCGUAGCAGUCCCACCACAUACAUUGUGUGCGAACAGGAUGCCGGUCUUAUUCCCAUGGUUCAAGAGAUGAUGAUCGAAAACGUGCGGAAGGCGGGAGUGGAUAUAAACGUUGAGAGACUACCAGCGAGUCAUAGUCCUUUCCUCAGCAUGCCGGAAGAGACUGCCAAUCGGGUGCUAAGGAUUGCAUCCCUAUGAACUAUGAGGUAGCCUAACUGCAUGGGGCGCGGUAUGCGAGACGGUUUUGGCGGAAUUUACUCCGCAAGAUUCGAAUCGAUCCUGCUUAGUUUGAGACAUUUCGUGGCCUGAUACAACGGCUUGAGUCGAAGAAACGGGUCCGAUGUAACGAACCGCAUCCCAGGCCAAUCGCGGAUCGGGAAAACUUCAAUCUUGUUCUUUGCCCGACCCACUCCGUCCGAUCCUGCAGGGCCAGGAUCGAAGUUUAUUUGAUUAAUGUUGCGUGGAUGGUUUGACCGGUUCCAGACUUUGGGAGUAGUCUAUUCAUUAAGUCUGCUUUCUACCUUUCUCGUGAAGCAUUUCACCCAAUAUCCUGUUCUAUUUUCCAUUGUUAACAUGGGCGACUAUCCGCUGCAGAGAGACCCA
Aspergillus pseudotamarii is the source of this 1150-nucleotide messenger RNA. RefSeq names its product alpha/beta hydrolase. The transcript has 2 exons. Bases 17 to 745 code for a protein of 242 amino acids. NCBI's taxonomy places the organism in Eukaryota, Fungi, Ascomycota, Eurotiomycetes, Eurotiales, Aspergillaceae. The record is from RefSeq and is a predicted model, not a curated record.